AUGGCGCUUAAGAUUGCGCUUCUCCCAACUCCUAUUAUAUUUUAUUUCAAUAGAAAUCGAUUUGAAGUGGAAGCUUUAUGUGUUGAUACGAAACCAAUAUCUGAGACGUUGCGUAGUGGAAGAACAAGCAAAGCAUCUUUAAAGCCGAUGUCUCAGAACAAACACUUUUGGGAAACUUUUCGCAUUAAAAUCUCAAAACAAUCCUCCUUAGACAUUAAUCAACCAAAAUUAACUGAACAAAAUUUCUCGAUCUCGUUUAAACUCUCAUUUAAUUGCAUAGAGUAA
Clunio marinus is the source of this 285-nucleotide messenger RNA. Lineage: Eukaryota; Metazoa; Arthropoda; Insecta; Diptera; Chironomidae. The record is from the annotation of a GenBank genome assembly.